AUGGACGGAUUCAACCCCCCUUCAUGGCCACCUGAUAAUCAGAACUUAACAACGCCUGGUGCGGAAACGGCUGAUUAUGAGUUUGGUAGACCAAUGGAACUUGAUAAUUAUCAACAACAAAGUGCGCCAUCUUAUUACCUUCCAAAUCAACUUCCGAUGAGUUUGACGGCAGAAGAAUAUAAUCAACUUCAAACCGGCAAUACAGCACCGUCUAACUUCCAGGUCGAUCAGUCUCAAUUUUUGACCACACCCUGGAGCAACCAUCCGCCGCAUCUUAGUGAUGCCUUUGACUUUGGACAUGACCAUACAGGUAUGCAAGGUGGCUACAAGGAGUAUACAGGUGAUAGUUUCUUCAAUGGCUACACAUCUCCAACUUUUGCAUCACCAACUUCUCUACGGGCCAACCCACCACUUAGUACAGGCUCGCCUCAACUUGCCUUUAAUAACCAAGGAGGAAGUUCAUUCUAUCUCGACACUAGAAUGGCACCAAGUCAACCAGCCGUUUUCAACCCAUCACUCAAUGCGAAUUUGAAUCAACUUACCUUUAAUAACCAAGAAGGAAAUUCAUACUAUCCUAACACUAGAAUGGCACCAAGUCAACCAGCCAAUUUCAACCCACCACUCAAUGCAGAUUCGAAUCAACUUGCCUUCACUAACCAAGGGAGAAAUUCAUAUCAUCCUGACUCUAGAAUAGUACCAAGUCAACCAACCAAUUUCAACCCACUAUUUAAUACAUUUCCAACUCAACUUACCUUGAAUAACCAAGCAAGAAGUUCAUCAUAUCUUGAUCCUACAAUGGCACGAAGUCAAUCAGCUAUUUUCAGCCCACCGCUGCAGAUACCUUCCACUAUUAAUGGCCAGUUGGGUACUAUGGGAAAUACAGCACCCUUGAACCCCCCGUUUGAUCAAUAUGGGUUUCCUACAGUAUCCAGCCCUGAUUAUCUGCCGCAUGAUAGUGGUGUCUUCGGUUUUGGUUCUGAACAAGCAGAUGUGCAAGAUGAUCCAGGUUCGAAUGGAAACGUAGGGGUGUAUUUUGGCGAUGACUUCAACUUUGCAACACACUCUAUGCUCAAUGUAUGCGAGCCCUGUGUUUCCGAUCAAAGAUUCUACCAGUCUGGCAAUACAGGCAGCUUCGAAGAUAAUCACCACUCGAAUCAAAUUGCUACGAAACAAGCAGGGGAGCGUGUCGAAGGACUUCCUGCAUAUCAAAACGAAUUCUUUGGAAUCGGUUCUCAUGCCAAUGCGCUUUUGACUCAAGGAUCUGACGAGGAUUCACAAAGUCGCGACUUACUUGAUAAGUAUGGCACUUUCAAGUUUUUCUCGACUCUCCCUCUCAAACUUCAAAAAAUGAUCUGGAAAGCUUUGUUUCCUGCUGGUCGAGCAGCAUUUAUAGAUUAUGCCAUUUACCCACAUCAAAUAAAACUCGACGAGCGACGUACUGGGCUACCAAUCACGUUGGCGAUUUGCAAGAUCAGCCGUCAAGUAACGAUGGAGCACUACACUAUAGUUGAUCGACAUCACCACGGUAGUAGGGCUAUAUAUAUGAAGCCAUUCUGCUUUAACCCAGAAGUAGAUACACUGUGUAUCACUUAUAACUUCAUAAAACCAUAUGGCUCAAAAAAAGUUCAUAAGGUCUGGUAUGACGAAGUUGAUAAAGCACUUAAAAAGAAAGGUGCCUUGAAAGAUGUCGGUCUAAAAGGUGUUAGAUUUUUAGACGUGCGAGACGUUGUCACAAGCUUGCCAGUUGACACGUCGAAUAUUUCAUGGUUUCUCCCGCGUGUGUAUAGGAACAGCUUUUUGAGUAGAUUUAAAAACCUUGACAGGCUGGUCUUCACAGGUGCCUGUGCCAUAGACGACUGGCUUUCAAUGCCUAGACUCGUGACUCUCGAUUCGCUAGGAGAGUGCGAGCUCUUCUGGGAGGAACUUGCCAAGUAUCUUGAGAAUCAAAAGAAAUCACACAAGGGUAGAUUAAUCGCCAAGGAGAAAAUUAUUGUAAGAGAAUACGAAGCUCCACAAGGUAUAUCUGCACUGGAACGUUUGCAAACAAUGGAUUGGCUAUUUUGA
Molecule: messenger RNA, 2064 nt
Organism: Botrytis fragariae
Lineage: Eukaryota; Fungi; Ascomycota; Leotiomycetes; Helotiales; Sclerotiniaceae
Exons: 4
Coding region: 1-2064 (687 amino acids)
Source: RefSeq, a predicted model, not a curated record